ACGAUCUGAACUGUCAAAUGACGAUGGAAUGCCAAAAUAGAAAAAAAGAAAGCAAAAAACAUUGUUUCGUUUGAUACAAUUUGCCGAAACAAUUGUCGUAGCGGGGCCGUGAAUUUGUGCUACGUUUUUGUUCUUUUAAUUUAAUUGCUUCUCGUCAAACGCAAAACAUAGUUGUCUCAUAAAUGAUCGAGUUGGGUCGCGUAACUGUUUGUAGCGAAGAAUCGUGUAGAGUUCCCUGGUGGCGGUCGUGUUGAACAAUUCUCUACUCUCGGACAAGAUAAUUCCAACUCGUUGGCAUCCUCCCCCUACAUUGUACGACAAUGACCCAGCCCCUAUCGGGUGACAAUAGAAGGAGUAGACAACAAGAUAAACUUGUUAACGGUGUUGUUUAGCGAAUUGGAAUCGCCGCGUAUCUUUGUUUAAUUGAACUUUAUCGCAAGCCGCUGUUUUCACUGGCAUUGCUCAUAUCCAAUAAGGUCAUCAACGUGAAGUGAAACUGAAUAUUUGUACGCGCUUCUAGCUGUGUUCUAGUCACGGCCAUCUUUGACAUUGUCACCAAUAUUGGAUCAAAAUUUCGGCCGGCCAAGGGGAAAAAAGUUCUUAAAAUAUCUACCCCUUACGUUUUGGACACCACUCACUGUUACCCUUUGCAUUUUUAGCCCUUAGCUGGGUGGGGGACAUGAGUAGCAGUCGCGCCAGUGCUAGUACUGCCGGUGGUACUACUACUUCGGCUGAUGGUUCGACUGCCUCCUCUUUUUGGCGCAACAACAGCCGUACGAUUCCCGGUCGUCCGACAACGGUCACUAAUCGCGUAGGCAGUGGACGACCGAUCGGAUCUAGUUCGUCCGCUGGAAGCUCAUCCUUUCAGGAUUAUCAGGACUCUGUCAGCGAUGCGUGGGAUUUGGGCGACGAUGAAUUUUGCAUCAUUUCCGGCGUAGUGGACACGCGCAUAUCAAAACGAGCUUCACAGACAGCCGCGCUAAAUGUGAUUAAAACCCACAAAAGUGGUACUGCUGGCAGUGGUCUCAAACAGCCGAAUUCCAUCCGCCCGGAUACACCAGAAUCAAGCAGUGCAGCAACAGGCGUAGGAACUGGUCGAAUAGAGCAACAGCAAAGUGACAAAGGUUCGCACGUAACGGCAGUACUGCGAAUAGAGAAUUUAGAUAUUCAAACUCAACAACAGCAGCAGCAGCAGCAGCAGCAGCAACAACAACAACAACAACAACAGUCCAAUGAUGGAAUGAGCUACGUGAACGAUCAUCGCCUCCGCCAACGGUUUCAUGCAUACCCGGGACGACCUCAGUUGUUAAAACUCUCCUCAAAUGUGGCCUCCAAGGACGUGGAGUGUGAAUCAAAGUACGAAAAGUUUAGUAACAUUCUUGAGGCACCACUACUGAACCUGAUCGCCCUGAAAGAGCUUAGCUGGUCGGGCGUGCCACGUCGAAUGCGUGCCGUUACAUGGCGGCUUCUCUCCGGUUAUCUUCCGACCAGCUUAGAGCGCCGUCAAACGGUACUGGAACGGAAGCGUGUCGACUAUCGGAAGCUGGUACAGCAGUAUUUCGAUGCGGACUGUCGAGAUGAAAGCCAACAGGAUACGUACCGCCAAAUUCACAUUGACGUACCACGAAUGAACCCACAUGUGGCGCUGUUUCAGCAGAAGCUGGUGCAGGAAAUGUUUGAGCGAAUACUGUUUAUCUGGGCCAUUCGACAUCCGGCGUCGGGGUAUGUGCAGGGUAUCAACGAUCUCGUAACACCGUUUUUUAUCGUCUUUCUUCAGGAAGCUGUUGGAGCGGAUAAAGACCUGGAACAGUGCCAACUGAGUGACCUCAGCAUCGACCAGCGGGACAUCAUCGAAUCGGAUUCGUUUUGGUGUCUGUCCAAAUUUCUCGAUUGCAUUCAGGAUAAUUAUAUUUUUGCACAGCUCGGUAUACAGGCAAAGGUUAAUCAGCUGAAGGAACUGAUACAGCGAAUCGAUGGGACGCUACACCGACAUCUCCAAAUGCACGGUGUUGACUAUUUGCAAUUUUCCUUCCGAUGGAUGAACAAUCUCCUCACACGCGAACUGCCACUCUACUGCACCAUUCGGUUGUGGGACACCUAUUUGGCCGAGUCGGACGGUUUUGCCGUAUUUCAACUUUACGUUUGUGCUGCCUUUUUGCUACAUUGGAGAGAACAGUUGCUUCAGGAGAAAGAUUUCCAGGGACUCAUGCUGUUGCUGCAAAACCUGCCAACACACAACUGGAUGGAUUCGCAUAUCGGAGUGUUAGUGGCGGAAGCGUUUCGCCUUAAGUUCACCUAUGCCGAUGCCCCAAAGCACCUCGAAGCCAAAAGUUGACCCGGAAUGACACUGGACGGUGGGUAUUAUCACAACUACUGUAGAAACUAUUUGUAUAAGUUUAUUUGAAACAACCGCGCAUGUUGCUAUACCAUUGUGGACAUCAACAUAGCGAAAAUCUACAUAACCAUUGAUGUGAGAAGGAGCUGGGAGAAAGAAAAUCCUAUCCACCCAUAAUGGUAUUAUGAUACGUAUGACUGGCAGGGAAGCAGAGGCGGAGAGACUACCGAUGGCAAAGGAAUCAUGAACGAUAAUACAGGCAGAAUUUCUUGUAGAACAAGAGCUGCUUAUCUACUUCUAGACAGAGGGAACAAGCGCCGAAUGGCAUAUUAAAACGUGUGCCGUUGAUACAAAAACAGCGUGAUUGAUUGGUCGCGUUUCAGAUUGAUUGUUUUAUCAAAAGAAAAUUACUGUUCGUUAUCGAUCUCUGUAUAAACUCAUCGAAAUCAGAAUGUUUGUUAUUCGUACUUUUUUUUAAUAAAAUAAAAAUCUGAUUAUACAAAUAAAUCCGCCAAGGUAGUAGCACACAACAUGGAAACAUCGAAGGCAAGUGACAACUGAGUGAGAACUCGUAAAGGAAGAACUGAAAUGAAAUUUGAUUGUAGUAAUGCAUCGGACCGCGGAAGAAUAUAUAAGUGGGGUAUAACUGCAACCAAUUAGAUAAUUGUAAGCAAAUAAACGAAUAAAUCAACCAAUAUAGCUAACUU
Molecule: messenger RNA, 3042 nt
Organism: Anopheles funestus (African malaria mosquito)
Lineage: Eukaryota; Metazoa; Arthropoda; Insecta; Diptera; Culicidae
Gene: Tbc1d22
Product: TBC1 domain family member 22B
Exons: 5
Coding region: 680-2335 (551 amino acids)
Biological process (GO): activation of GTPase activity
Molecular function (GO): GTPase activator activity
Source: RefSeq, a predicted model, not a curated record